Messenger RNA from Dioscorea cayenensis subsp. rotundata (Guinea yam), 2104 nucleotides. Its product is annotated as homeobox protein knotted-1-like LET6. Gene Ontology annotation, biological process: regulation of DNA-templated transcription. Bases 754 to 1851 code for a protein of 365 amino acids. Gene Ontology annotation, cellular component: nucleus. Gene Ontology annotation, molecular function: DNA-binding transcription factor activity, RNA polymerase II-specific; DNA binding. The record is from RefSeq and is a predicted model, not a curated record. The transcript has 4 exons. NCBI's taxonomy places the organism in Eukaryota, Viridiplantae, Streptophyta, Magnoliopsida, Dioscoreales, Dioscoreaceae.
UUGUUGUUGAGCUUUUCUCUCUCUAUCUUUUACUUUGCUGUGUUUCUCGGCAGGUGUGGCAGUGGCAGUGCAUGGAUCGAGGGGCGGGAGGGAACAUGAACAACUAGUAGCUUGUUCUUACUAUCCAAGUAUUCUCUCCAUAUUUUCAUCGUUUCCACUUGGUUUUUUGCUUACAUUGGGAAGGAAAGCUUCUUGCAGGCAUUCUGCCACUUCCCAUGCUCCCUCUCUCUCUCUCUCUCUUUUUUCUCUCUUUUUUCUCUCCAAGAUCUCUUUCUUUUCUCUCUCUCUCUCUCUCUCUCUCUCUCUCUCAUAAUCAUCAUCCAGAGUUAAAGCAGAAAAGUAGCCACCCUGAUUAAUACCUUUUGCAGUGUAAUCUCAGUUAGCUCCAGUCUGUUUUUCUUUUCUCUCUUUUGCUCUUAUGCAUGCACAGCAUCACUAGUGAGAGAUAAACAAUCAAACAAACAAACAGUUCACAGUCCCACUUCCUCUAGAUAGAGAAAUAGAAAGAGAUAGAGAGAAAGACAAGGAUAAAUAAAAACACUGUUUGUGUGAACAAUAAUUUCAUCAAAAUCCUUCCUCUCUCUGCAAGCCUGCAACAUAGUAUUUCCUCAACCAGCAUGAAUCCCGGGUGCCCCAUCUAAACCCCCUUCCCUCCCUUUCACAAACCCUUCUCCUUCUUCUUCUUCAUCUUCUUCAUCUUCUUCUUUUUCAUCAUCAUCAUCAUCAUCAUCAUCAUCAACAGCUAGCUCAACUAUGGAAGCAAGGAAUGGGAGUAAUGGUACUAGUAGCAUGAUGGGUUUUGGAGGAGAAGCUCAUGGAGGUUUAACCCCUCUCAUGAUCAUGCCUAUCUUGGCUGGAACUCAUACCAGCACUAACAACACCACCACCACCACCAACAAUAACAACUCCUCCAUUAACCCUCUCCUUCUCCCCCCUUCUUCUUCCUCUUCUCCAAAUCCCAAACCCCCUACUGAUCAUACUCAUCUCCUUGACACCACCAACCUUCUCAAAGCCAAGAUCAUGUCUCAUCCUCAGUACCCUCGUCUUCUUUCUGCCUACGUUAACUGUCACAAGUUGUUUACAAAGGUUGGAGCACCACCAGAGGUGGUGGCAAGGCUAGAGGAGGCUUGUACAUCUUCUUUGAUGGUUGGACGAGCUUCAAGCUCAACCUUUGGUGGAUCAAGUGCUGGUGAUGAUCCAGGUUUAGACCAGUUCAUGGAGGCUUACUGUGAGAUGCUAACAAAGUAUGAGCAAGAGUUAUCAAAACCAUUCAAAGAAGCCAUGCUCUUUCUCUCUCGUGUUGAUGCUCAGUUUAAGUCUCUAUCUCUGUCUUCACCUGCUCCUCCUCCUCCUCCUCCUCCACCACCUCUGAAUAAUUCUAAUAAUAAUAAUCAUCCUCAAGCUUGCGGGGAGCACCCCGAAAGAAAUGGAUCAUCAGAAGAUGAUGUUGAUGUGUGUGAGAACUACAUUGAUCCACAAGCCGAGGACCGGGAGCUGAAAGGUCAGCUCCUUCGCAAGUACAGCGGAUACCUUGGCAGCCUAAAACAAGAAUUCCUGAAGAAGCGAAAGAAGGGCAAGCUGCCGAAGGAAGCUCGACAACAACUCCUUGAUUGGUGGAACAGGCAUUACAAAUGGCCAUAUCCUUCGGAAUCGCAAAAGCUCGCUCUCGCAGAAUCAACUGGACUAGACCAGAAGCAGAUAAACAAUUGGUUCAUCAACCAGCGGAAACGUCACUGGAAGCCAUCAGAGGACAUGCAAUUUGUCGUGAUGGACGCCGCGCACCCACAUUACUACAUGGACAGUGGAAUCGGCAACCCUUUCGCAUUAGACUGCGGUCCGACACUUCUUUAAAGGAACUCACUCAGUUCCUCUCUUAUAUGUUUGCAAGAAGACAAUCUUGGAUUUGAACUGAAAAACAAAGUGUUUUGUGAAAAAAGCCUAACUAGGGUUUGUAAUGGCAUGCAACAACAUGAAGAGGUGCAUGGUUGCAUGCAUGACCUUAAUACCUUAUAAUUUAUGUUGAUGAACUCACUGUGGAGGAUGGGAAUGCAAAACUGUACUUUAGUUGUGUCAUUUUGUGGUCUUUUUAGUGGUUGAAGAAAAU